Molecule: messenger RNA, 1975 nt
Organism: Pseudogymnoascus verrucosus
Lineage: Eukaryota; Fungi; Ascomycota; Leotiomycetes; Thelebolales; Thelebolaceae
Exons: 4
Coding region: 184-1158 (324 amino acids)
Molecular function (GO): calcium ion binding
Source: RefSeq, a predicted model, not a curated record
CCACCACGUCCCCUCAGCCUUGCGCAAAGGGAGGGGGUCCACGACGCAACAAUACAUCCAUCCGAAACCGAGGAGAGAGCCUUGAUAACAUUGUGUCCUCCUUCCAUCUUUCAUACACAACACAACACUACAAGAGAAGUGUAGACUGUCAACACGAGGAAUUACAAGACUACUUACGGAGAGAUGGCGUAUAACCGCUCCUUCAACCCGGAUGCACUGCCUGCAUUCGCAGAGCCAGAACGAAAACGCACACCCACCGCCCCCGCCCAAUCCCCUCCCCCCCUCAACAUCCAAAAACAAUACUCCCACCCCCCACCCCGCCACUCCCCCUCUCACCACUACGACAAGCCCGCUCCCCCCCUCCCCCGCGACGACCGCGACUACCGUCCCUCCGGCAGCAGCGGGAGCUUCAGCGGCAGUGGUAGCGGAAGCAGCAGCAGCCGUCCCAUCCCCAGCCCUCGCGACGACCGUCACCAAUUCAGCGGCGGCGGGGGUGGGGGUGGUGGUGGGUCAAUGGGGCCGGUAAGCCAGCCGACGGGGAACUUUACGUAUGGACAGAGUCCGCCGCAGGAUCGGAGGGAUGGUAGGGAUGCGAGGGAUGCGAGGGAUGCACGUGGACAUCGGGGACCGGCGAGUCCGGCGAUGACAGGGGAGGAUCCGAAUUUGUUGCCGCUGUUUAGGGCGGUGGAUAAAGAUUCCAGCGGCCACCUCUCCGAAUCCGAGCUCUCUGCCGCCCUCGUAAACGGCGACUGGACCGCCUUCGACCCCCACACCGUCGCCCUCAUGAUUCGCAUGUUCGACACCUCCCGCAGCGGCACCAUCGAGUUCGGCGAGUUCUGCGGCCUCUGGUCCUUCCUCGCCUCCUGGCGCACCCUCUUCGACCGCUUCGACGCCGAUCGCUCUGGAAACAUCAGCCUCGACGAGUUCAGGGACGCGCUGGUGGCCUUCGGGUAUAGGUUGAGUGAGGGGUUUGUGGGGUUCUUGUUCAGGGCGUUUGAUAAGGGGAGGAAGGGGAGUUUGAGCUUUGAUUUGUUCGUCCAGGCGUGUAUUACGCUUAAGAGGAUGACGGAUGCGUUUAAGCGCUAUGAUGAUGAUAGGGAUGGGUUUGUGACGUUGAGCUUUGAGCAGUUUUUAGAGGAGGUGUUGAGGCAGCGGUAGAGGGGUGUUGGGAGAGUUGAAGGAAGUGGGGUGGGGGGGUUGACCGUGCGGAUGCCGCAGUUCGAUGGGUUAUGCGUGCUAAAAGAUAGGGAUAUCCAUGUUUUUGUCAUUUGUCGUUGGUUUAUAAAUUAUACAUCCAUUUAAAGGGGCGUCUGGUCUGACCUUUGAUAUGUCUCAUGCUGUCGUCGUCUGGUGCGCGGAACGGGACGCUCUGAAAACGGAAUUGGGGUCUUCGGAGGAGGGUCUCUCCCGCACAAUCGGGGUCCUUGCCGCUGUUUUUGAUAUCCAGGGUCUUCGGCAGAUAUCCAUAAUCUAUCCCUUGAUGUUGUAUGCACAAGUCAGGAAAACGAUAGGGAUAUCCAUGUUUUUGCUAUUCUCGUCGAUCUACUGUUACAAACAGUUCAACCGGGCCCUGUCCAGCAGCAAUUCGCAAAUGUGCCAAGAAUGAAAUCGUCAUCUCACGAUAAAGACAGAACUCACUUCUAGCCGGCCGAGCUUAAACUCUGGUAGAGAACUCCAUACAACGGCUAGAAGCAUCAAAUUCCAUGAACUCUUUCAGAAGACAGAGGGAGCAGUUUGUUAAUUUUUGACGCACUCCCCAAUGAAUGGAUUAUCAAACCCCUAGGGGUUGAUAAGUAUGUUAGCAUGCCAAGCGCGAACGAACUUACUUCGCAUCUUAAUCCUGCACAGCAACGAAAGCGCGCGGCGCAAAGCGAUCCUUCACCUUGACAUUGUUUUUCAAGUUGUUGAAGGGGGUUUGCUGCUCCGAGGGCGGCGAGGGUGGUUAAGAGAGCAAUUGAAAGCUUCAUGUUGGUAG